AUGAGCGCCGUCAAGAAGCGCGUCGCGGUGAUUGGCGCGGGCCCCUCCGGCUUAAUCACCAUUGACGCGCUGGCGCAGGAAAAGACAUUUGAUGUUAUUCGAGUCUUUGAAAGGCGUGAGGGCCCGGGUGGAUGUUGGAUCGCCGAGGGUAAUAAGCCGACUCCGGGUCUCACGGACUUUGAGACCCUCGCCGCACGGUCGGCGGACCCUCCACUGUCUAUCCCCGGGACCUUGCCGGCGCGGACGGCUCGAUCAGGGCAGCCUCGCUUCAGCGAAUCGUCAGUCUACCCGUACCUAGAAACAAACGUGGACGAUGUAGCCAUGUCAUUCUCACAGGAGCCCAUCCCCGAAGUGCGCAGCGACUGGUCCACGAGUAUGCACGGAGCGGACACGCCAUUCCGCCACUGGACUGUCAUCCGGGACUACCUCGAGAGCCUGGCGGAGCGCAAGGGGUACCGGGAUCUCAUCACUUUUAACACCACGGUGGAGCGGGCGGAAAAGGUCGACGAGGAGUGGAAGCUUACGCUACGGAGAGAGCACAGCCAGGGUGAUGCCGAGGAUGAGUGGUGGGAGGAGCGGUUUGACGCCGUCGUGGUCGCGGGUGGACACUAUUCAGUGCCCUACAUACCGCGGAUAGAAGGCCUGGAAGAUUUUGCUCGGUCAAGACCUGGAAGCGUGAUCCAUAGCAAGCAUUUCCGGGGUCGCGAUGCGUUCCAGGGCAAGCGCGUGGUUAUCGUCGGCGCAUCUGUCUCGGGGGCAGAUAUCGCCGUCGACCUGACCUCGACGGCCAAGCUGCCCGUGUACGCCGUGGUGGUGGGCCGCAACUUCAACGGUUACUUUGGCGACACGGCCUUUCAGCACCCGGGCAUCGACAAGCGGCCAACCAUUUCGAGGGUCGACGCCGCCGCAGCCACGGUGCAUUUUGAGGAUGGAACCUCGGUCGCCGGCGUGGAUCACGUCAUCUUUGGCACGGGUUUCUCGUGGACCCUGCCGUUCCUGCCGGGCGUGCAGACGCGCAAUAAUCGCGUGCCCGAUCUGUACCAGCAUGUCGUCUACCGGCACGACCCGAGCCUCUUGUUCGUCGGUGCCGUGGGUGCGGGCCUGACGUUCAAGAUCUUUGAGUGGCAGGCCGUGCUGGCGGCGCGUGUCCUCAGCGGGCGCGCGAGGCUCCCGCCCGUCGAGGAGCAGGAGAGAUGGGAAGUAGAGAGGAUCAAGGUCAAGGGAGACGGCCCCAAAUUUACCAUGGUGAACCCGGAUUUCGAGGCCUACUUUGAGGAUGUACGCAGAAUAGCUGGUCCAGCAGAGAACGGCAUAGGCAGACAACUGCCCCCUUAUGAUCCGAGCUGGUACGAUAGGUUCAUGGCUGGGCAUGAGAGACGGAAGAAGAUGUGGAGGCGACUCAAUGAACAGGCAGCGGGAGAUGCAGGAGAUCAGCAGUCAAACCCCGUGUCAUUGGACGUGACUGACUCGCGGCUCUGA
This is a messenger RNA of Pestalotiopsis fici W106-1, 1479 nucleotides long. RefSeq lists its product as uncharacterized. Gene Ontology annotation, molecular function: NADP binding; flavin adenine dinucleotide binding; N,N-dimethylaniline monooxygenase activity. Bases 1 to 1479 code for a protein of 492 amino acids. Lineage: Eukaryota; Fungi; Ascomycota; Sordariomycetes; Amphisphaeriales; Sporocadaceae. The record is from RefSeq and is a predicted model, not a curated record. The transcript is spliced from 4 exons.